Messenger RNA from Solea senegalensis (Senegalese sole), 1898 nucleotides. Its product is annotated as B-cell receptor CD22-like. NCBI's taxonomy places the organism in Eukaryota, Metazoa, Chordata, Actinopteri, Pleuronectiformes, Soleidae. The transcript has 9 exons. The record is from RefSeq and is a predicted model, not a curated record. Bases 6 to 1487 code for a protein of 493 amino acids.
UGGUUAUGUUCACAUUCGAUUGCUGCACUGUUUCUGCGGUGUGUGUGUACGUGUGUGAGCUCAUUUCAGGAUGGUUGAAAACCUUGCAGACAGUAGAAGAGACAACACUGUGGGGUUGUUUUUUGAGUAGGAAAUACAUGUCGUUUUGCACCUCAAUUAAGAUCGAGAACAAGAAACACACUGGGAAGAGUUUCAGCAUGUGCAGCGAACACAGGACCCUGACCUGGACACUAUUGCUACUUCUUCUGUCUGGUGCUCUCUGCUACGAGUGGGAUGUGAAAUAUCAACCAGUCAUCUGUGCUGUGAAGGGCUCCUCUGUUGUCAUUCCAUGCUCAUUUCACUAUCCUCCUCAUCUGGCAGUUCAAAAUGUCAUGUGGGGCCAUGAAAGGAAUAAUUUUUAUACAGGUCCUUUUUUAUUUGAAAACAACAACAUGAAAUCCUCAAAGUUUGAGUAUGUUGGUGACAAACAUCACAACUGUUCUUUAAAAAUACACUCAGUAGAACACAACGAUCAAGGUAAAUAUGCAUUCAGAUUUACGACCAACACAGAAAAGGGCAUUUGGACUGGUAGUAAAGGCUCACAAUUGAAUAUCAUUGAUCUGAAGAUAAAAAGAUCGAAUGGAAACAGAACAACGAACGAGGGUGACUCUGUGGAACUGACCUGCCUCAGCAGCUGCAGCGGCCUUAACCGCCCAUCUGCUUUCCUCUGGUUGAAGAAUGGAGAACUCAUCACGGAAGAACCUUCACUACGUUUGUCUAACGUUUCCUCCAGCAGCUCUGGAAACUACUCUUGUUCUCUGAAAUCGCACAAGGAGACAACGUCAGGAGUCAUCAAUAUCAAUGUUGAAUAUGGCCCUAAGAACACAACAACAUCCGCCGGACCAUCGAUGGAGGUAGAUCUCUGGAGCAGCAUCAUCGUCACCUGCAGCAGUGAUGCAAACCCUCCUGUGGAGAAUUACACCUGGUUCAAAAUACACUAUGAUGAUAUUGAAAGCGUUGGACACAAGUCUGAACUGUACAUAAUAGGGGUUUCUAAUGAUGACAAUGGCCAGUACUUUUGCAGAGCCACCAACAAACAUGGAAGUCAAAACUCCUCUGUAACGUUAAAGGUCAAAGGGUAUUUUUCUCACAGCAUCAGCAUCAGCAUCAGCAUCGCUGCUGCUGCUGCCGUUACUGCACUUCUCAUCGCACUGGCUGUUGUGACCGUCUUCAGAAAACUCAACAAAGAAGGGACGAGCGCACCAGAGGUUGAGUGCGUGGAGGACAUGCAGGAUGCCGUCUACACCAACUGGCCUGUGUUUGACAACAGCCAAUCACAACCGGGAAAUAAGUAUAAGGCCAAAACCACAGAAGAACCCUUCUACGCAACUGUUGCCUUCAGCAAAAAGACAGAGUCAAACAUGCAGCAACAGACGGCCACGUGUAAUGAAGAUGAAUCUGUGAUUUACAGCACGGUGUGGAGGGAACAAACCUUGAACAAACCUUGAAUUCUGUAUAUGUUAAAACUUUGUGAUUUUACAACAAGUGCACAUUAUUUUCCAGCAAGAGGAGGAUAUAUAUAGUUAAAAUAUAGUUAAAUAUAGUUUAAAUAGUUUAAAAAAAAGAAACUUUUAACAAAAAAUAGGGUUAGGGUUAGGGUAUUAUUAACUUGUAUUAAUAAUACAAGUUCCUCUGAAAGUUGACAUUGUAAGAGUUGAAGUGGACGUAAAAGACAUUGUAUCCAAAAAUAACUGCGAUACAGAUACUGCCAUGUUGGACUAUGUCUCUUUGAAUUCAGGAUGUUUUUAUUUUUAUUUUAUUUAUCAUGUCUCUGGGUUAAAACAAUGUGCAUUAAUUAUUGUAAUACAACUGCACCUACAAUAUGCAACAUGUACUGUAUGAAUAACUGUUUGAAUAAA